Messenger RNA from Tachysurus vachellii, 2008 nucleotides. RefSeq names its product carnosine dipeptidase 2 (gene cndp2). The transcript is spliced from 12 exons. Gene Ontology annotation, molecular function: metallodipeptidase activity. Bases 171 to 1595 code for a protein of 474 amino acids. Gene Ontology annotation, biological process: proteolysis. Gene Ontology annotation, cellular component: cytosol. NCBI's taxonomy places the organism in Eukaryota, Metazoa, Chordata, Actinopteri, Siluriformes, Bagridae. The record is from RefSeq and is a predicted model, not a curated record.
CUCGCAUGAAACGGAAAUGCAGACUAAAAAAAAUAGCACACUCAUUUCUUCAUAGUUAAAGUGUGUCGGAGGAGUGAUUUAUCCAGUUAUAAAGUCCGUCACUGUGAUACAAGGUGAAAGACUCGACACUCGACUCGACUCAGGCAACAGAAGUGCAGCAGUACAGCAACAUGUCUUACCUUCCAGCCCUCUUCAAAUAUGUUGACGAGCACCAGGACGAAUAUGUUAAGCGCCUGGCUGACUGGGUUGCUGUGCAGAGUGUCUCAGCCUGGCCUGAGAAGCGUGGAGAGAUCAAGAACAUGAUGGAAAUGGCAGCCAAAGACAUAGAGAGGCUGGGAGGCACGACAGAGUUGGUGGACAUCGGAAAACAGCAGCUGCCAGGUGGUGAAGAGAUUCCUCUUCCUCCUAUUAUCCUGGGCAGGCUAGGCUCAGACCCGGGCAAGAAGACCGUGUGCAUCUAUGGACACCUGGAUGUCCAGCCUGCGCAUAUUGACGAUGGAUGGGAUUCCGAGCCCUUCACUCUGGUUGAGAGAGACGGUAAACUUUAUGGCCGUGGAUCUACAGAUGACAAAGGCCCCGUUCUCGCCUGGUUUAACGUCAUUGAAGCGUUUCAGAAGAUAGGACAGGAGCUGCCCAUCAACAUCAAGUUCUGCUUCGAGGGGAUGGAAGAGUCCGGCUCUGAGGGUUUGGAUGAUUUGGUGUUCUCACGCAAAGACUCAUUCUUUAAGGAUGUGGACUAUGUUUGCAUUUCAGACAACUACUGGCUGGGCAAGACCAAGCCCUGCAUUACCUACGGCCUCAGAGGAAUCUGCUACUUCUUUUUAGAGGUGGAAUGCAGCGAUAAGGAUCUGCAUUCUGGAGUGUUUGGAGGCUCUGUCCAUGAAGCCAUGACGGAUCUGAUUGCUCUCAUCGGCUCUUUGGUGGAUAAGAAGGGGAAGAUCCUCGUGCCAGGGAUGUAUGAUCAUGUUGCUGAGCUCACAGAAGCAGAGAGAAAGCUUUAUGAGAAGAUCGAGUUCGAUCUGGAGGAUUACACCAAAGACGUGGGAGCACAACGUCUGCUGCACAGCACUAAAGAGCAAGUGUUGAUGCACCGCUGGAGGUACCCGUCUCUUUCACUGCAUGGCAUCGAGGGCGCUUUCUCUGCUUCAGGAGCUAAGACCGUCAUCCCACGCAAAGUCAUCGGGAAGUUCUCCAUCCGCCUGGUGCCGGACAUGGACCCCAAAGUGGUGGAGGAACAGGUCGUCUCCCACAUUAAUAAGAAGUUUGCUGAGCUGGAGAGCCCCAACAAAAUAAAGGUUUACAUGGGUCAUGGAGCCAAGGCCUGGGUGUCUGAUUUUAACCAUCCUCACUACAUGGCUGGUAGAAAAGCCAUAAAGACUGUUUUCGGUGUUGAGCCUGAUCUGACCCGUGAGGGAGGAAGUAUCCCUGUAACACUGACCUUCCAGGAGGCUACAGGGCGCAAUGUCAUGCUGCUUCCUGUCGGCUCCUCAGAUGACGGAGCUCAUUCCCAAAACGAGAAACUCAACAGGUCCAACUACAUCCAGGGUACUAAAAUGUUGGGUGCUUAUUUCCAUGAAGUAUCUCAACUCAGUUAACAGGUCCAUGUGGAUCAUCAUAACCUGGUUUGGACGCUUGAUAAAGGAAUGAAAAUUGUCCAUGUUUUGUAAUUAAAUAUGGUGUUUAAUACCAACAUGCCUGUAAGUACCCUGUACCCAGGAAGAGUAUCAGAAACAGUGGAAUCAGCUUUUAUUUUCAGUGAUUAACACAAGCAGCAGUUUACAGUAUCAGCUCUGGUCUAUUUGAGUGUAUGAAUUCAUCUCAGUAUUUCUGAGGAAUCAGUGGUUUGGGUCACAUCAUGUGAUCUAACUGUAGCGACCUGACAGGACAUACAUGGGCUCAGAUGUAGCAAGGAAAGGUAGUUUAUAUGUAAUCAGUAAACUAAAGUGUUGUAGCUCUGGAGGUGUAAAGUCUUAUAAGAAUGCUAUUACAAUAAAAGCUAAAAAAGUUA